This is a messenger RNA of Drosophila navojoa, 1468 nucleotides long. RefSeq lists its product as uncharacterized. The record is from RefSeq and is a predicted model, not a curated record. NCBI's taxonomy places the organism in Eukaryota, Metazoa, Arthropoda, Insecta, Diptera, Drosophilidae.
GAACAGAAAAUUCUUAAGUUGCAAUUAUUUUUAUAGAAAAUUUCAGGUUUUUCAACGAUAAUGGCUAGAGCUAGUUUUUUAUUUAACAUUAUUGUAACGCGCCUAGAGCUGAGUAAGCAUGAAAUCGAUGAGCCACAAAAUCUAUUGGUGAAUGUGGACUUUAACAAGACUCAGAUUAAAGUCACAUCGAGCCGCAUCAACGUGGACCAGUUCGAUGUAUUGAAAGGCAUCAAUUGCCAAACAGAUCCAGCAGUAUUACGUGACUAUCUGGAAGCAAACGGUCUGACCAUAAUCGUGCGCUACAACGGUGUGGUCCUUGGAAAAGGAUGCGUCCCCUUCCUCGAAAGUUUCAUUAACCAGAUUGACUAUGAGAUGGACUAUUUGACCUAUGCAGGCACAUGCAACCUCUUUGGGCAGCACAGCCUGGUGGGCUCUAUCGAUGUGAUGUGUUUGCUGACCAUCAAAUGCGAGAGUCAAGAUGAUUUCGUAGGACCAUGCAAAGACGCCUGCGGGAACAUUGCCAGGAAGGACAUCAUGAUAUUGAUGCGCAAUCGAGAUGCCGACGCAGUAGCAGACAAAUCAUAUAUGACGGAGCCGGAAGAGCAGGAAAACGACACACAAUUAGGGCUGGAUCUCAGCCGAUAUCGCAGCAUUAAUCAGCGUAUGAGCCAGUCAUCUGAGGACUCAAGCGGAACAGAGGCGUGCUGCCUGCUUAGGGCCAUGGCCACGGAGUACGCACAAAUCAUCGACUCGGUUCUAGAGAAAAUUACAGAGUUAUCUUCGUCGUCGCCAGAUAUAAGUUGUCAAGACGUAGAUGACGAGGAUCUACAAUAUAUUAAUUCCGAACUCACGGAUUGCCUUAUACCAUCUACCGGUGCUGAUGCGGGCGAGUCGGAUAUUAAGCCAAUACGCUACUGUCCCAUUUGCUGUAACUCUGUGUCGUGGAUGCCCAAAUACGCUCACUGUCCGCGUUGCUGGACCAAGCCCGUGCCACUGGUCGAGAUCGAGCCGGAGGGAUUGCCCACAGCUGACCAAAUCAUAAAGUCCUAUGUCGAGGAGCCUGAGGAAGCUGCCAUGAAGAAGCUGUCUGCCAUGACAGCAGAAGAGCCUGCCGAGGCAGUCUGUAAGCCUCCAGAGAAGAAAGCGACAAACAGGCACCGUGACCGUUGCCGCUGCAAGAGACGCAAGAUCUGCUCCCACUGUCGCGUUCGCAAAAUGUGCGCGGAGCUAAUCUCAUCAACAGACCAGACAGCUCCGCCAAAGACAGAUGAAGAAGACGUGCAGUCCAUCAAUAAUCGUCCGCAACUGAGAAAUGUAUUAAUGGAGCUCAAUUAUCUCUACCAUCAAAGGGACAACAAAGUGCAAAAGUCUCGCACGAAGUCCCAACUCUGUGGGGGCCAAAACACCAAAUCAUUGUAAUAUAUCGUAUUUUGUGCAAAUAUAUGUAUCUUAAUUUAUAUCAAUAGAA